Messenger RNA from Wallemia mellicola CBS 633.66, 269 nucleotides. RefSeq names its product 40S ribosomal protein S29. NCBI's taxonomy places the organism in Eukaryota, Fungi, Basidiomycota, Wallemiomycetes, Wallemiales, Wallemiaceae. The record is from RefSeq and is a predicted model, not a curated record. Gene Ontology annotation, cellular component: cytosolic small ribosomal subunit; ribosome. Gene Ontology annotation, molecular function: zinc ion binding; structural constituent of ribosome. The coding region runs from base 15 to 188 and encodes 57 amino acids. Gene Ontology annotation, biological process: translation. The transcript has 3 exons.
ACCACAAGUUCUCGAUGGCUCAUUCCAACGUCUGGUACUCACGCCCAAGAAUCUACGGUAAAGGUUCACGUAGCUGUCGUGUAUGCGGCAAGAACGGCCAAGGUUUGAUCCGUAAAUACGGUAUGGACAUCUGCCGUCAAUGCUUCCGUGAGAAUGCCAGUGCUAUUGGUUUCGUCAAGUACAAGUAAAACUAGUUCCUCAGAUUUACUUGAAGUAUUAUAUGUUACAUACAUAAAAGAGACGAUUCCUGGAAUUAUUUUUUCACCCGC